AUGUACUUUAUCGAAUUUAUUUGGAAUUCGGAUCGUAGACAAUCUGUUGAAAAUUAUAAUUCUUAUACUCAGACAACAGUAACAUGUGCGAAUACUGCUUGGAAUAAUACCUUUCGGACAUUAGCAGGUACAGGUUCAGCAGGAAGUACUUCAACAACACUUUAUUAUCCAUAUGGUGCUGCAUUCGAUUCAAGUGGUACACUCUAUGUAGCUGAUCGGUAUAAUCAUCGUAUUCAAAGGUUUGUUGGUGGAUCAACAACAGCAUCAACAGUUUCAGGUCUAUCUUUGUAUUAUCCAGCUGAUGUCAAAGUUGACAGUGCUAAUAAUCUGUAUAUAUUGGAUACUUAUAAUUUUCGGAUAUUGCGUUGGAGUAGUGGCACUGUUACAGUAGUAGCUGGUGGUCAUGGUAACGGUGGAGCAUAUAGCCAAAUAAACUACAGCUACGCAAUGCUUCUCGAUUCAUCUGCUAAUAUAUAUAUAUCAGACUGUGACAAUGAUCGUGUUAUGUUAUGGUACGCUGGAAACACAGUUGCCGGUGUAUUGGUGGCGGGUGGAUAUGGACGUGGAAAUGCUCCACAACAAUUUAGUUGCUCUGUUGGAAUGUCUGUUGACACGAAUGGAAUUAUGUAUAUUACUGAUUAUUACAAUCAUCGUGUUCAACAGUGGAAUCCUGGUGCUGCUAUUGGUAUUACUGUAGCUGGUCGGACAAGUGUAUCGGGUCCAUGGGCAUAUACAUUAACUUAUCCAGUAUCAGUUAUUCAUGAUCAAUAUAAUUAUCUUUAUAUUCUUGAUGCUGGCAAUAGUAGAAUUCAACGUUGGGUUCCUGGAGCAGACUACGGAUAUACUGUUGUAGCAGCAACAAUUUCUACACCACGAGGAUUAUUUUUAGAUGUUAAUGGAAAUAUGGUUGUAACUGAUCAGGAUUAUCAUCGAAUUGUUUCAUUUGCUAUGUAUUGUCCGCCGGUUACAACAACAACGACAACCACACAAAUACCUCAAAUAACGGUUCCAGUUUGUUCAACAGCUGCUUGGAAUUCAACUUUUGCCGUAUUAGCUGGAUCAUCAGGAAAUGCUGGAUCAUCAGCAAUUUUACUUAGAUAUCCACGUAGUUCAUUCAUAGAUAUAUAUGGAAAUUUGUAUGUUGCUGAUAGUUACAAUCAUAGAAUUCAAUAUUUUCAAAGAGGUUCAACAACAGCGACAACAGUUGCAGGUAUAACAUCAAAUGCUGGUUCAAGUUAUUCUCAAUUAACUUAUCCAUCAAGUAUUUAUGUUGAUGUUAAUCGAAUAAUGUAUAUAUUAGAUACAGAUAACUGUCGUGUACUUCAAUGGACUCCUGGAGAUCCACUUGGUUAUCCUGUUGCUGGUGAUCAUGGUUGUGGAUCAGCAUUAACUCAAAUAGACACUAGUUAUUCUAUGUUUGUUGAUAAUCAAUAUAAUAUUUAUAUAUCAGACAGUGAUAAUCAUAGAGUUACACUAUGGACACCAACGAAUACAUCAUCUGGAAUUCUAGUUGCUGGUGGUUAUGGUGCUGGAAGUACAUCAGAGAAACUUUAUAAUCCAUGGGGAGUUUAUGUUGAUUCAAAUCAAACAAUUUAUGUUGUUGAUAGAACAAAUCAUAGAGUACAAAUGUGGUAUUCAGAAGCACUAGCAGGUAUAACAGUAGCUGGUGCAACAGGUAGUGCAGGACCUUUUUCAUAUCAAUUAAGUAGUCCAACUAGUAUCACUCUUGAUCCAUAUGGUUAUAUAUAUGUAUUGGAUUAUGGAAAUAACAGAGUUCAAAAAUGGUAUCCAGGUGCAGCUUAUGGAGCAACAGUUAUAACAGGAUCAUUGAAUGCUCCAUGUGGAUUACAAUUUGAUCGUGUUGGAAAUAUUGUUAUUAGUGAUACAUCGAAUCAUAGAAUUUUAUCUUAUGCUAUGACGUGUCCUGCUACGACGACAACAACAGCAACACCACCAACAACAACACAAUCUUCAUUAUGUCCAACAUCUCAAUGGAAUCAAACAUUAUCUGUAUUAGCUGGAGUAGCUGGUAGUGCCGGAACUUCAACAACUUUAUUAAAUUAUCCGUAUAGUAUUGAUUUUGAUGGCUACGAAAAUUUAUAUGUUGCUGAUACAGCUAAUCAUAGAAUUCAAUUUUAUCCACAUGGAACAUCAAUAGGUACAACUGUUGCCGGAAGUUCAGGUACUUAUGGUGGUACCUAUGCACAAUUAUAUAAUCCAUAUGCAAUUUAUGUUGAUUCAAAUCGAGCAAUGUAUAUAUUAGAUACAAGUAACUAUAGAGUUUUGAUAUGGCAGUUUGGUGAACCACGUGGUUAUGUUGUUGCUGGUGGAAAUGGAGCUGGUGCAGCAUUAACUCAAAUAACAACAAGUUAUGCCAUGUUUGUUGAUGACCAAUCGAAUGUCUAUGUAUCUGAAUCUGGUAAUCAUAGAGUAACCUUAUGGUUAUCAACAAAUACAACAGCAGGAAUAUUAGUUGCUGGUGGAAAUGGUGCUGGAAGUACACCAGAAAGAUUAUACAAUCCUUGGGGUAUUUAUGUUGAUUCCAAUCAAACGGUGUACAUUGUUGAUAGAACUAAUCAUCGAGUACAACUAUGGCUUAAUGGAGCAAUAAGUGGUACUACUGUUGCUGGUACAACUGGUGAUGCAGGUCCAUGGUCUUAUCAAUUGAGUAGUCCAACAUCAUUGUUGUUAGAUCAAUAUGGUUAUUUGUAUAUAUUGGAUUAUGGAAAUGCACGUAUCCAAAAAUGGUUUCCAGGUGCACCUUAUGGAGCAACAGUUGUAUCAGCAUCUUUUUAUAAUCCCUGUGGAAUGCAAUUUGAUCUUCUCAACAAUCUUGUUGUAGCUGAUACGUAUCAUCAUCAAAUUGUAUCCUUUGGUGUUUUUUGUCCUGCUACAACAACAACAACAACAACAGCAUCUCCAGCGACUACAUCAUCAACACCAAUAUGUGCAACAGCUCAAUGGAAUCAAACAUUUUCGAUUUUGGCUGGAAUAACAGGAAGUAGAGGAACUACACCCACGUUAUUAUAUAAUCCAUGCGGUGCAGUCUUGGAUGGAUAUCAAAAUUUAUACGUUGCUGAUACAACUAAUCAUAGAAUUCAAUAUUUUCCUCGCGCAUUGUCAACAACAACAACAACACAAUCACCAACAUCAUCUCAAAAUCAAAUUUGUGCAACUGCUGAUUGGAAUCAAACAUGGUCACUAGUAGCUGGUGUAACAUCAACUGCUGGAUCAAAUUCAAUAUUAUUAUAUAAUCCAUCUGAUAUUUAUUUUGAUGCAUAUGGCAAUAUGUAUGUUGCUGAUAGAACAAAUCAUAGAAUUCAAUUAUUUCAAUCAGGACAGACUAUAGGUAUAACUGCAGCUGGAACUUCAGGUUCUUUUGGUAGUACGUAUUCACAAUUAUAUAAUCCAUAUGGAAUAUUUGUUACGUCUAAUGAAACAAUGUUUAUAAUGGAUACAUCAAAUUAUAGAGUUUUAAGAUGGCAAUUGGGAGAUCCAAUUGGUUAUAUUGUUGCUGGUGGUAAUGGUAAUGGUGGGGCAGUUACUCAAAUUGGCAUAAGUUAUUCAUUAUUUGUUGAUGAUAAAUAUACAGUUUAUGUAUCAGAAAGUUCGAAUCAUCGUGUUACUGCAUGGCUUAGUCAAAAUAGCACUGCUGGAAAUUUGGUUGCCGGUGGAAAUGGUCAGGGAAAUGCUAAUGAAAAACUAAAUUCACCAUGGGGUAUUUAUGUUGAUUCCAAUCAGACAAUUUAUGUUGUUGACACAGGAAAUCAUCGUGUACAACGUUGGGAUGCAGGAUCAAGUACUGGUGUAACUGUAGCUGGUUCAACAAGUAAUCCAGGUUCAUGGUCAUAUCAAUUUAAUAAUCCAACAUCCAUUAUAUUAGAUCCAUAUGGUUAUUUAUAUGUGUUGGAUUCUGGAAAUUCAAGAGUUCAAAAAUGGUUUCCUGGAGAUAGUUAUGGUAGAACUGUUAUAUCAGCUACAAUGAGCAGUUCAUCAGCAAUGAAAAUUGAUCUUUUUGCCAACCUUGUGAUUGCUGAUACGUCACGUCAUAGAAUAUUAUCAUUUGGUUUAUUAUGUCCUGGAACAACAACAACAACGAGUCUACCUCCAACUGUAACAACAAUUUCUCUGUGUGCAACAGCAACAUGGAAUUCGACAUCUACAAUAGCAGCUGGUUCAACCAGUGUGGCUGGAACAGGAUCAACAUUACUUAAUUAUCCAUAUAGUGUUGCAUUCGAUGCUUAUAAUUAUAUGUAUGUUGCCGACUGUUAUAAUCAUAGAAUUCAAAGAUAUCCUCCAGGAUCAAACACCAGUACAACAGUAGCUGGUUCAACAGGUUCAGCUGGUGGUACACUUUCACAAUUAUUUUAUCCAACAGCAAUAAGUGUAACACAAAAUGGAACAAUGUAUAUAGUGGAUUCAUCAAAUUAUAGAGUUUUAAAAUGGCAAUUAGGAGAUCCAGUUGGUUUUAUUGUUGCUGGUGCCAAUGGUAAUGGUGGAGGAUUUAAUCAAAUCGGUGCAACUUAUGGUAUAUUUGUUGACGAUCAAUAUAAUAUUUAUAUAUCAGAACAAACAAAUCAUCGUGUUACUAAAUGGUUUAACGGAAAUACAACUGCUGGAACUUUGGUUGCUGGUGGCAAUGGUGCUGGUAGUACAGCAGAAAAACUGAAUUCACCAUGGGGCAUUUAUGUUGAUAGUAAUAGUAGUCUAUAUAUUGCUGACAGAAGUAACAAUCGUAUCCAACGAUGGGAUUCAGGUGCUGGUAAUGGUAUAACUGUUGCUGGUGAUAUGAAUGGAAAUGCUGGCUCAUUGGCAUAUCUAUUGAAUAGUCCAACAGGAAUUAUGGUGGAUCAAUAUGGUUCUAUAUAUAUAUUAGAUUUGGGAAAUUCACGCAUUCAAAAAUGGGCUCAAGGUGCAACAUUUGGAGUAACUGUUUUAUCAGGAACAUUCAGUAAUCCAUAUGGAAUGAAUAUUAAUGCAUUUGGAAAUUUAUUUAUAGUUGAUACAUAUUAUCAUCGUAUUCAAUCAUUCGCUGUAUACUGUCCUGUAACAACAACAACAAAUGCUGCACCAUCAGCUCAAACUUCAGUACCAUUAUGUUCAACAGCUAUUUGGAAUUCUUCAGCAACUUUAAUAGCUGGCACAACAGGAGUUGGAGGCAAUACACCAACAUUUCUAUCAAGUCCAUACGAUAUAAACUUUGAUAAAUAUCAACAAAUGUAUGUUGCUGAUUAUGGUAAUCAUAGAAUUCAACAAUACACAUUUGGAUCAAAUGUAGGACAAAUAGUCGCUGGUAUAACUUCAUCUCCUGGAAGCACAUUAGGUCAACUCUAUAAUCCAUCUGCAAUCUAUGUCGAUUCAAAUGAUAAUAUGUAUAUAUUAGAUACAUCAAAUUAUCGUGUUCUUCAAUGGCAAGUAGGAAAUCAACUUGGUUCUAUAGCUGUUAAUGGUCGUGGCUCAGGUACAACAUUAGAUAAGAUAGGACUUAGUUAUGCUAUGUUUGUUCUUAAUGAAACAUAUAUUUAUGUAUCGGAAUAUGGAAAUCAUCGAGUUACUAAAUGGACAAUAUCAAAUAAUAAUUUUGGACAAUUGAUGGCAGGUGGAGCUGGUGCUGGUAGUGCACCAGCACAACUAAAUUAUCCAUGGGGAAUUUAUGUUGACAAUAGUGAAACAAUACAUGUUGUUGAUCGAUCAAAUCAUCGUGUUCAACAAUGGAUUUCUGGAUCACCUAUCGGUUAUACGAUAGCUGGGCAAAGUGGAGUAUCAGGUCCAUGGUCAUAUCAAUUUAAUAACCCAACAUCUAUUACAUUUGAUCAAUAUGGUUAUAUGUAUAUCUUAGAUUCAGGAAAUUCACGAAUUCAAAAAUGGCUAAUAGGAAUGCUAUAUGGUGUAACAGUUAUAUCGGGAUCGAUGGCAAGUCCAUAUGGAAUGCAUUGGGAUUUUUCAAAUAAUCUAUUUGUUGCUGACACUUCAUCACAUCGGAUUAUAUCAUUUAAUGUUUUAUGUCCUCCAACAACAACAACAAUUUUGGCAUUUCCAACAUUAUCACCGAAUUUAGCAUGUCAAACAGGUGUUUAUAAUACAAGUUGGUCAAUUGUAGCUGGAAAUUCAUCAACUUCUGGAACGUCAUCUACGAAUUUAAAUAGUCCACAUGAUGUUUUUGUUGAUGGAAAUUUCAAUAUUUAUAUUGCUGAUUAUGGAAAUAGUAGAAUUCAAAAGUUUCAAUUAGGAGUUCUAUCUGGGAGUACAGUAGCUGGUUACACAUUAACUGGUGGUUCAUCAUAUUCAGAAUUAUAUAAUCCAACAUCAAUAUUUGUUGAUGUAAAUGGAGCAAUGUAUAUAGCAGAUGCAAACAAUUAUAGAGUUCAAAAGUGGUUGCCAAAUCAACCUCUAAGUUAUACUGUUGCCGGUGGAAGAGGAAAUGGUGCUACACUUGAUAAACUUGGUUUAGUUUAUUCAAUUUUCGUUGAUAAUCAAGGAAAUAUAUAUGUUUCCGAAUAUAGUAAUCAUAGAGUUACUUUAUGGUUAUCGUAUAAUACAAGUGCUGGUCAAUUGGUUGCCGGUGUUGGUGUUCUUGGAAAUUCAUCACUUCAUUUAAAUAAUCCAUGGGGUAUUCAUAUUGAUUCCAAUGGUACUGUCUAUGUUGUUGAUAGAGGCAAUCAUCGAGUGCAACAAUGGAUAAAAGGUUAUGCUUUUGCUACUACUGUUGCUGGCAUAACGAGUACAUCUGGUUCGACUUCAUCUCUUUUAAACCUUCCUACUGCAGUUUCUUUGGAUUCAGAUAAUUUUAUGUAUAUCAUGGAUGCAGGAAACAAUAGAAUACAAAGAUUUGCGCCUGGUUCAAUAACAGGAGAUACUAUUAUAUCUAUGGCUUUCAGUUCUCCAAUGGGUAUGCGACUCGAUACAAUAGGUAAUUUAUAUAUUGCUGAUCAAAAUAAUCAUCGGGUCGUUCUUUUCCGAUGUGUCUACAAUGCAUCAACAACAACAUUGACAACAGUAACUACUACAUCGACAACUUCAACUUCAACAACAGCAUCUACCAGAACUACUUCAACAACAUCUACAAGAACUACCUCAACAACAUCUACAAGAACUUCCUCAACAACAUCAUCCAGCACUUCUUCAACAACAUCAUUCAGCACUUCGUCAACAACAUCCUCCAGCACUUCUUCAACAACAGAAACUACCACAACGGGACCAACUACUACUACCGAUACUACAACAACAGCAACUACCACAACGGGACCAACUACUACUACAGAUACUACAACAACAGCAACUACCACAACGGGACCAACUACUACUACACAUACUACAACAACAGCAUCAACUACUACAACACUCACCACGACAACGGCCACUACUACUACUUCCACGACGCCAAUUCUUGCAUCUACGACAACAAUAUUAACGACGCUUACGACGACAGGAACAAGUACAGCUACUUUAGCCACAACAACUACUACUGGAGCCACAACAACCACUACUCGAGCCACAACAACCACUACUCGAGCCACAACGAUAACAACUGCACCUGGAGCAACAACUACUACUGGAGUCACAACAACAACAACAGCCGUUGCAGGAACAACAUCAACGACUGCACCAGGGGCAACAACUACUACUGGAGUCACAACGAUAACAACAACGAUAACAACUGCACCUGGAGCAACAACUACGACUGGAGCCACAACGACAACAACAAAUGUUGCUGGAGGUGGUACGACUGUUGGAUCAGGCCAGAGUUCAUCAAAUAUAGGUAUGAUAGCUGGCGGUGCUAUUGGUGGUGCAGCAGCUCUUGGAGGUGCCGUUGCUAUUGGAAUUGCAAUAGCUAACAAAUUAAACGGAGUAAGUUCUCUUGCUAGCAAUCAAAGCAGUUCUACAAAAGGAAAGAAUAGCUUUACGAAAGUGGAGAGAAUUCCAUCAGAAAAUCAAGCGUCUGUUUCACCAACUAAUCAAAAUACACCGUCUAAUACUAAGACUUAUCAGAAUUCUUCUUCAAAUCCAAAAUCGAUUAAUAAUCCUACCUCAAAAAAUGGAACAUCUUCAAAUAUUCCAUCAAAUACUGAAGGUACUCAUGGCACAACAGGACAACAGCCUACUAUUCAUCGUAAAUAUAACAUUUUUAUCUAA
This is a messenger RNA of Rotaria sp. Silwood2, 8133 nucleotides long. The record is from the annotation of a GenBank genome assembly. NCBI's taxonomy places the organism in Eukaryota, Metazoa, Rotifera, Eurotatoria, Philodinida, Philodinidae.